Messenger RNA from Ceutorhynchus assimilis (cabbage seed weevil), 1942 nucleotides. NCBI's taxonomy places the organism in Eukaryota, Metazoa, Arthropoda, Insecta, Coleoptera, Curculionidae. The record is from the annotation of a GenBank genome assembly.
UCUGUUUCUAGCUUACCGAAAAACAUUGCUGAAUAGUCCUAUUAUUACGCAGAGCACAUAAAUCAAAGCAUGACGCAAGUAAACUAUAAAGUUUUUAAACUUUUAGACUGAGUUUGAAACAUUCACCUAUUUUUGAUUACCAUUGCUAAUUUGAAUUUUUGUUUCCAAAAAGAAAAGUUAUUCAAUAAAAAAAAAAUUAUUCUCAUGAUCCAAAUUUAGCACUAGACAUAGCUAGACUUUCGCAUAGUUAUAGGAUAUUUGCCAAUAUAUAGAUAGAUCUAUCAACAUGAACAUCUACGAGCAACAAGGACAAGAUAUUACAGCUUUAGACAUGAUCGCAUCAGAAGAGGACAGCGAAAUAAAGAAAUUUUAUAAGGACUCGUGCAUCUUCAUUACUGGAGCUACAGGUUAUUUAGGAAAACUUGUACUUGAGAAAUUAUUGAGAACAUGUCCGGAUUUGAAAAAAGUUUUCAUACUGAUCCGAACGAAAAAAGGAAAAAAUAUUGAAGAAAGAUUAGAAGCUAUUUUUGAUGAACCGCCGUUCGACGUUCUAAAAAGAAACGACCCUAACUUUAGAAAUAAAGUUCACGUAGUAGAAGGAGACGUUGGUUUGCCAGAUUUAGGAUUAAAUGAGUCUGACAGAGAAAAGUUGAUCCAAGAAGUUGAUUCUAUAAUACAUUUUGCUGCUACAGUGAGGUUUGAUGAAAAACUAAGACUUGCUGCUCAUAUCAACGUUAGAGGCGUUAGGGAUUUUAUUAAACUUGCAAGAAAUAUGAAGAAACUAAAGGUAUUUCUUUAUGUAUCGACGGCCUUCUCAAAUUGUUUAUUGUCGAGGCAAACCGUAGAUGAAGUAUUUUACGAACCUCCUAUGACCGCUGACAAAUUAUUGAGUUUAGUAGACUCUUUGGAUGACGAUCAGUUGGGAAAAAUAACCGACAUGGUUAUCAAAGAUUUUCCAAAUACAUACACUUUUACAAAAUGUAUCGCCGAAGACGUUUUAAGAAAGGAGGGCAAAAAUUUGCCAAUUGCUAUCCAUAGACCCUCGAUUGUUAUUCCCACUGUAAAAGAACCAAUAUCAGGUUGGAUCGAUAAUUUUUAUGGUACCACUGGACUGUUCAUGGCCGUAGGAAUUGGACUUGUAAGAACGAUCCGUGGAAAAAAGGAUAAUAAAGCCGAAAUGAUCCCUGCUGACUAUGUUGUUAAUAGUUGUUUAGCUACCAUGUGGGAUGUAGCAACAAUAAGAUCUGUGAAUGACAACAAAGAAGAUCAGACUGAAGGAAGCCUCAAAAUUGAACAAGAUGUUCCGAUAUAUAAUUGUGUUAGUUCUGCUCAGAAUCCAUUGACAUGGGCCGGUUAUCAAUCUAUCACUGAAAAACAUGGUAAACGAAUUCCUUCCGAAAAAUGCUUGUGGUAUUACUCAUUCAAAUUAAGAGCAAAUUACUAUGAUAACCUCUUGGCAUGUUUCUUUUUACAUACCAUCCCAGCCUAUAUUGUAGAUUUUACAUUGACUUGUUUGGGAAAGAAACCAAUGCUUGUGAAAGGGUAUCAGAAAAUAAACAAAUUUACUAAGGUAAUAGAAUAUUUCACAAUGAAUAGUUGGAAUUUUGGAAAUAAUAACACGCAAACGUUGUGGAAAAGAAUGAAGAAAUAUGAUCAGGAGCUUUUCGACUUCGAUAUUGAAAAAUUAAAUUGGGAUUCGUAUAUCUACACUUAUUGCAGAGGCUGUAGAGUUUAUCUAUUGAAAGAUCCCUUGAGCACCAUUCCGCAAGGAAAAAAGAAAUAUCGCAAGCUAUUCGUCCUCCAUUAUUUCAUACUUGUUGUAUUUUGGUUGUUAGUAUUUAGACUGCUCUUAGCCUUGUUCACGUUUUCAGUAUCUUUAUUUGUGUAAGCUAUUUAACAUUGAAUAUUUAACAGGCAUUUAAUAUAUACUAUAUUAUUUAUA